AUGGAUGAUCAAACACUCGUCAACUUCAGAGAAUUCACAGCAUUGGCGCAUCUUUUGUCGCUUCGCAUUACCGACACCAUUGAACCUCUAUCCGCUGAUAACAUUGAGAAUGCAGAGAAUGUUGACGACAGUGAUUCGGAAGCCUCAAUAGACAUAACGCGACCAGAGGCCUUGGCCACUUCUCAAAGUGACAAGAUUUGCAGACGCUUCUUGAAUCGACUCUCAGAAACAUUGGCUAUUGACAAGCAUGGUCGCUUUGUCGCAGCAGCAGCAUUGCGAGAAGAUGAAAAAGAAAAUCGGGUGGAUAUCUGGGUGGCUGGUUUCAAGCAAGAUGAGGAUCGUAAGAUGCUCAGUGCACUCGACAAAGGGAUGAAUUCGGCUGCCAAUUCCAAUAGUUCGGAAAAUUCUUCCAGGGAUGCUGAAAAUCUUUGGAGCACAAUGCUGCUUUAUUCUAGACCGCGGACCGAGAACUAUCGAAAAGACCUGAAAAGUCUCUUUCAACAACACCGGAAAUCGAUAACAAAGGCGUUGUCUAAGAACUCCGAAAAAUCGCCCGAGGUUGCCAAAAUGCUUCAAAACGUUAUUUCUGAAGUAAAUGGGCGCCCCCAUAAUACCAGGAAAAACAAAUCUGUGGACAAAAAGCUGGACAAUGUUGUGGUUUCAGCUUUCAAAGCAAGGGAGUCCAUGACUGCCGAAACGUUAAACUCAAUGUUGGAAGAGACAACCUUGGCUGAAAAGAUUUACUCUGGAAUCUGCUUUCUUGGACGACUUCGAGCUGCGUAUGAAACCUUCAUGACAAUCUGUUUCACGACAUGGUGUGGCUACCGAGUCCAGGUUCAGCCGAUUUCAAAAUUCAAUCCGGCCAGGACCCCCGGGAAAUCUCUCAUUUUGGCUGAAACGUUGAACCUCCUUGACCUACCUCUGAGUGAUGAGAUUUUAAAAGCCCAUGUCAGGAAAAAGGGGUUUAAACAGCGGACAGCCGUGUCGAAGUUCGACAAACUACAGAUUCAGAAUUUCUAUGUCCAUGCGGAAGUCCAAUUACUUUUCUACCUUCGGAAGACAAACAUCAACGACUGUUUUCCUUACAUCGGCAGUAGUAAGCUAAAUUGCUUCCUUUGCGCCGAAUUUCUGAAAGCAUUUGGUGGAUUUCAAACCCGAGGCUGCCACGGCCAUCUAUAUUCCAAAUGGCUCAUUCCCCAAACAGCGGAAUACCCGGAGAAUAUUGAAGAGGUCCAUUCCGCUCUGAGGAAGGUUGAGGAUGAAGUAAGAAGACAACUGCUCACGCCUACCAUGAAGAGAAAACCGGCCAAAGCCGAGUCAACAAUUGGCUUAACAGAAACCUCUACAAUGCCCAACCCGCUCGGAUCCCAGAGCAACACACUGGUGCAGGAGUAUCUUCGCAACCGAAUACAAGAGACAGAGCAGCAGAUGUUCCUAGAUAAACUCAAUCUUCGGAGUAAUCACAAACGGGAGCAGGAAGAUGCAUGUUCCGUUUACGAUGAACAGGCGGAAACAGAAGACUACGCGCACUCCGGCGACGAGAGUCCAGUGCACGGUGAAUGCGAGGGCGGCUGCUACAGAGAGACCUCACGAAGAUGCAGCAUGUGUGGUAGCGGUUUGUUCUGUUCGACUAGUUGCGAGUCGAAAAGGUCUUCCCGUCACUUAUUCAGAUGUAACUUACGCCCGCUGACAACUGCUGAUUACCUUUACCGUGAUGUUAUUCGUGAUGAAAUGCCAAAGGAUCCGGAUGUUUUGGCCGACUUCGGAUUUAGCAGGCUCCCUCGAAAAGACUAUUUCAAACUGCUUGGCCUCUACCAAGGCCUGAUGAAACAUCUCAAAGUUACCGUUAAGGAGCUUCAUCAGUGGCAGCAAGCUGAAACCAUCCCCGAGGAUACUAUGAGGAUAUUUUCUGGGGUUCCUGAGAAGGCGAGAGGUGGAUAUUAUCCGUGGUUCAUGAAAAAUCAUCAGCGGAUUUUUGGCUCCGAGCCUGCUGACACAAAACCGGGACGCACUUAG
This is a messenger RNA of Aplosporella prunicola CBS 121167, 2016 nucleotides long. RefSeq lists its product as uncharacterized. The transcript is spliced from 3 exons. NCBI's taxonomy places the organism in Eukaryota, Fungi, Ascomycota, Dothideomycetes, Botryosphaeriales, Aplosporellaceae. The record is from RefSeq and is a predicted model, not a curated record. Bases 1 to 2016 code for a protein of 671 amino acids.